CACUUGAUCUCCCACCGUGGUUAAACAUAACCCAGCCAAAUACUGACACGCACUUGGAGAGAUUGCCUUUUUAAUUGAGAUCUGGUUCAUUCUACAGAACUCAAAUUCCUGUUCAUCUCCAUCCAUUUUGUCCGUAUUAAUUUCUCAAAUCAAUUCAUAUUCGACAGCGUCCAACUGUUACGAUAAUCUUCUUCAGGUAUAAAAUACAAAAAAAGAGAGAAAGCGGCAUAAAGAAGAAAUCAAGAUUCAUUCUGCAGGUAUUAAAGAUGCUGAGGCGACGACAACCCCCUCUGCUCACGCUCAGGCCAUCUCCAUUGCUGCCGCCUCCGCUCCUCCUCGCUCCUCCUCCACAAUCUCAACAGCCGCCAGAUUUACAGUCAGGGAAAAGAAGCGGCGGCGCUUUCCUCUACUGCAAGCGCUUCCUUCAACAUUACCGCAUAAUGAAGGUCAAAUUUAGGGAUUGUUAUGAGGAGUGGGCGGAGAAUCAGAUUCUGCACGCGCAGACUCUGCAACGCGUGAUAAGCGCCGACGUGGACAUUAAGCAGGCAGUUGAACGAGAGCUCCAACGCUACAAAACGUACUACACAGUCAGCAUGGUCCCCUCCAAGGCUCUCCACGUCAGCAAGAUUAUGAUGCCAGCGUGGAAGCCGCCGCUGGAGAAUGCAGUGAUGUGGUUGGGAGAGUGGCGUCCCUCCGCUCUGUUGAGCUUUGUGUUGCUCUGCCACGACACCCACGCCAUUUCUCUGCCACCCCACCACGUGGGGUUUGUGAAGGAGCUUGUGCGCAUCAGUCACAUAAACGAGAGGAUUCUCGAUGAUGAGCUGGCAGACUGCCAGGUCAUGUCGGGCUCUUUUCCUGCGCUUUUCGUGGGCCCCGCCAGGGAGGAGUUCGUGGCGUGUGUGGGGAAAAAUCUGGAGCGCAUGAAGAGCGUGGUGGCGAAGGCGCAGCGGGUCCGCUUUGAAGCGGUGGAAGCGCUGGUGGAGCGCCUGCUGACGUGGAAAAACGCUGCACUUUUCUUUGUACUCUUGGCCCGAUUUCAGCAUCGCUUUCACGGCGCCGCCAUCUCGCGAAUGAGCAAUCUCGGAGACGUUUGAGCUUGGAGCUGCAGAAGGAAGAAAUGAUAAUAAGCUAGGGGCAUGAAAUUUCAUUCCAAUUUUCCCUGAAAUUCUGUCAGCUGUAACACACUUUUUUGAACUUGUGGAUUUUGUCAUUGUUGGAAGUGCUCGGCGUGCUUUUCACGUAUGGAGUGUUUUCGACUAAAAAGGGAUAUAUUUUGUAGUUUCCUGAAAAUUAAUUGUAGACUGUAAGAAACUUUUUUUUUC
Messenger RNA from Cryptomeria japonica (Japanese cedar), 1322 nucleotides. RefSeq names its product protein DOG1-like 2. The coding region runs from base 267 to 1094 and encodes 275 amino acids. The record is from RefSeq and is a predicted model, not a curated record. Lineage: Eukaryota; Viridiplantae; Streptophyta; Pinopsida; Cupressales; Cupressaceae. The transcript is spliced from 5 exons. Gene Ontology annotation, biological process: DNA-templated transcription. Gene Ontology annotation, molecular function: sequence-specific DNA binding.